UCAGUCUUCGGUGUCGUGGCGGAGCGUAGCGAAUUCGAAUCCAGGCAGUUGACGCACGUGACGUGUCCGAAAAAAAAAACGAACGGGAUGACCUCUACGAACGGAGAACAUUGCGCCAACAACGGCGUCGUCGCCAAGAAGGCUAGGCCGGUGCUGACGAAGACGUGGUCGGAGAACUACGAGAUCAACGACGUGGAGGUGCCAGGCAGCCCCAGGACUCCCAGGACCUCCACCACGCCAGGUCACGAAAAAUGCACCUUCCACCACGACCUGGAGCUGGACCACCGGCCCCCGACCAGGGAGGACAUGAUUCCGGAGAUGUCCAGGUCCUACCGACUCCUUCUCGAGUCGCUGGGGGAGAAUCCCGACAGGCAGGGGUUGCUCAAGACCCCUGAACGUGCAGCCAAGGCCAUGCUGUUCUUCACCAAGGGUUACGAUCAGAGCCUUGAAGAGGUACUGAACAACGCCAUCUUCGACGAGGACCACGACGAAAUGGUGGUGGUGAAGGACAUCGAGAUGUUCUCCAUGUGCGAGCACCACCUGGUGCCCUUCUACGGGAAGGUCUCCAUCGGGUACUUGCCCUGCGGCAAGAUCCUCGGCCUCAGCAAGCUGGCCAGGAUCGUGGAAAUAUAUUCUAGGAGGCUGCAGGUCCAGGAGAGGCUCACCAAGCAGAUAGCCGUGGCAGUGACCAAGGCCGUUCAACCCGCCGGGGUUGCCGUCGUCGUCGAGGGGACGCACAUGUGUAUGGUGAUGAGGGGCGUCCAAAAGAUCAACAGCAAGACGGUGACCUCCACCAUGCUGGGGGUGUUCCGCGACGACCCCAAGACCAGGGAGGAGUUCCUGAAUUUGGUGCAGUCCAAGUGAGGAUACGAACACGUGGAGUCCGUUCUAAGGAAGAAACUGUCGACGCUGAUUCAAACCGAUUAAGUAUUUAUUUCUUUUAACGCUAUGUUUGUAAAGUGUAUAUUUUAUUGAUAGGGGAUGUUAGUUGAGUUAGUUCCGUUAAAUUUAAGGUUAGCUAGUUUUAUGGUGAUGAGACAGCUGCAUAGUGACGAUUUAUUUUACACCCGAUCAAGAUGUUUGAGAGGAAAUUCAGUUCCUGUGCGAAAAUCGCUUUUCGUUUAUUUCUGGUUGGUAUUUUUAUAACUAAAUUAAUUCUUUUUAGGGUGUCAGAUGUACUCCAAAUCAAGUUAAAUAUUAUUUUACUUUUACACGUCUUGAAAACAGAAAAUAACUAGUGCUAUUUGUGAUUAUCAGACAAUUCGCGCCUAUUUGUUUUUUUAACGUACAAACAGGUUAUUUACAAAAUUGGAGAGCAUAUUUAAUGAAUAUUAUUUGCAUACAUACAUUUUUUUUGGAUUUACCACAAUAAUACUAGGAAACAUUUGUGGAACCGCUGAUUUGACGAUACGACGGCGCAAACGUGUCCUCUUCAAGUUUGUAAACAUCCUGAAUAACCCAUUAAAAUGUGAGGUUUUCAAAAACGUAAUAAUAAGAUCGGCAAAGACAAACAACUGUAUUAUAAUCAUAUGGCACUAGACAAUGCAGUAAUCCCUUACAUUUAAUUUUUUUUAAAUGAAAUUUUUGAGUGAGACUAAUGAAAAUGCAAAGAAUAAUGACAAGUUAUAAUUGUAUAAAUUUUAUCGAAUUUGUGGUACUUAAAUAGUGGACCAAUAUGUAAAAAUGUAUUAUCGUUGUGGUAAAUUGAAUAUAUAUCCAGGGUGUUGAAUGUUGACUAAAUAUGUUAUUCUACAAGGUAUAACUGAAAUACUUGACCAAAUGUUAACGGUAGUUUCUGUGUUGCAAGUUAACAAAAAAAAUCCUAUGGGUUAUCAAAAAUUGAAAAUGAAAAUAUUUUUUAAAUCGAAUAAGCUUUUGAAGCAGUUUAAUUCAAAUUUAGAACGCAGUUCUCGAGAAAUGGAUGUAAUAAUUCGUUCACAAUUUGCUCAGGCAUUUUAGUUACACGUUAUUCAUGGAUAAAUCAAAACUUCUCGGGACACAGGGUGUUUUAAAACAAAAUUGAACCAAUAAAGUUAUAUCUUAUCAUCAACACCUUGUAUAUGUAGAGAAAAAUAUUUAAAUAUUGUACAAUGUCGUGUAUGUUACUGUGAUAUGUAAAAAAAUAUAUAGUGGACGUUAUGCCGUUGACCGAUGCAUAAAAUUUAAAUUUUUUAAAUGUUUAAAUAAGUUAUUAAGUCCAGACGAUAUACGAAUGUGUUGUAAGGUUAAGUUAGCGAGUGUUUUACGUUCCAUGGAAGAUCGUAUAUUAGCUGUUGCAGUAUUUUUUAUAAGCUGUUGGAAAACUUAUUUUGCUAUCUAAUGUUAUAAAGACAAUCGAUGUAAGUGCCCCUGAGCGGUACGAUAAGUGUAAAAUACCUGUAUAUUACAAUAAAGUGAACACACUUUGA
Molecule: messenger RNA, 2408 nt
Organism: Anoplophora glabripennis (Asian longhorned beetle)
Lineage: Eukaryota; Metazoa; Arthropoda; Insecta; Coleoptera; Cerambycidae
Gene: Pu
Product: GTP cyclohydrolase 1
Exons: 4
Coding region: 88-864 (258 amino acids)
Biological process (GO): tetrahydrobiopterin biosynthetic process; tetrahydrofolate biosynthetic process
Cellular component (GO): cytoplasm
Molecular function (GO): GTP binding; zinc ion binding; GTP cyclohydrolase I activity
Source: RefSeq, a predicted model, not a curated record